AUGGAUGCUAUUUUGGGCUUCCGGCUAUCUCGCAUUAUCUUUGACGGACCGAAUUCCGAACUGAACAAAACGGAGAACUCACAGCCGGCUAUAAUGGCGACUUCGAUACUCAUUCUUCGAAUUCUGGAGAAACAUUUCGGGUUUGAUACACGAUCCCGUGUGGACGUGACUCUUGGGCAUAGUCUGGGGGAGUUUUCGGCUCUUGUUACUGGAGGCUACCUUGAUUUCAGCGAUGCUCUGAAGCUAGUGCGACGCCGGGCGGAAAUAAUGGCCGAGUGCACGCGGCGUGCGCACGAGGAGUCUAGCGAAGAAUAUGGAAUGGUGGCUCUAGUCUGCGAACCCCACCGUCUGGAUGGACUGCUCCGAACCAUUCAUGAAUUCCUGGGUCUUGCGCCCUCAGGCUUGAGGGACGACACAAGUUGCGGAACGCCGCCGAUUGAGCAAAUAGUCUUGAGCGGCAGUGUCCAAAGAAUAAGGACUCUUCUGAUUCAACUUCGCCAAUUUGGUGGCCAUGAUCCUCGUGCAGUCCGGUUGAACAGCAAGAGCCCCUUCCACAGCCCUAUUAUGGCGCCCGCCGCAGAUUACAUGAAGCGUGCUCUUGAGGAGAUUCGAGUCAAUUUCCCAGCUGAUAUGCCGUGCAUAUCGAAUGUUACCGGUCUGCCCUUCAGAUCAAAGGAGGAGCUCAAACGGUUGCUAUCAAAGCAGUGUGUUGAUACUGUCAGAUGGUGGGACAGCAUCCGAUAUCUAGACCAAGAGCAGGGUGUCAAACGAUGGAUCGGUAUUGGACCAGGAAAGGUCGGGCGAAACUUGGUAGGAAAAGAAGUAGGGAGAGUCACGGCCAAAGGCGGCGGCGUUUGGGCUGUCUGCGACCCUCGUGAGGUCGAGGAGAUGAUUCGAGGUUUGGAGCAGACAGAGUCUGAUGUGAAGCUGGUUGUUGAUUGA
Molecule: messenger RNA, 942 nt
Organism: Aspergillus terreus NIH2624
Lineage: Eukaryota; Fungi; Ascomycota; Eurotiomycetes; Eurotiales; Aspergillaceae
Product: ACP S-malonyltransferase
Exons: 2
Coding region: 1-942 (313 amino acids)
Biological process (GO): fatty acid biosynthetic process
Cellular component (GO): mitochondrion
Molecular function (GO): [acyl-carrier-protein] S-malonyltransferase activity
Source: RefSeq, a predicted model, not a curated record